UAGCUGUGAGUGCAAUAGAAAAUAGGCACCUCAAUUCAAAAGAACAACCACGCCAGUCGUUGUCAAUGCCAUGAAAGCCACCUCAACUGUGCUUGUCUUGGUCGGUCGUUAGAGCAUGUGCAUGUGUGAAAAGGCUUGCCCUGAAUUGCUCAAGAGUGUAACUGAUUACACUUUCCGAAACGGAGCAACUAUCCUUAAAUAGCGGACACAUUCGAGGGAGAUCUCGUUUUAUUUGGUUGAGAAUCGUUUACGUUAGAAAGAACCCCAUGGAACGAAUGGAAGACAUGUUCCUCGAUUUUAGAAAUUCCACCGUAGGAGAUACGUUUGUCAAUCUCUCGAUUGUUUGCCCGGAAAAAGAACGUGAUUUUUCCCACGUGUCGGUGAAAUUUCAAGAAGCUUUUGGAGUGUCGGUGAAGAAGGUCUUCACCAAAGAUUCAAUCCCUAUGAGUGUUGAUAAUAAUGGACGCAAUUGUUUCGUCAAUGUUUUGGUUGAAGGCCUUCGAGCCGCACGAAAAUAUGACAUUUGCCUUCGCUUAACUGGAAACUCCGGAAUGAACUACGGAUCCCAUUGUGAAAUGAUGACAACUACUGCUGGCUUUCCUAACGAUGGCAUCUCAGUCAAUAUGGAGGGCGUGGCCUUGAUCGUGCUGACCGCUCUUGGACUACUUUUCGCUCUGAUGGCAUGUGUAUUCCAUGAGAAGUUCAUUGCCCAAAGUGUGAGUGAUUGCCGCCAUAACGUGACUAAAUACUGGAGGAGAGGCCAAGACAGAAUCUCCCAAUCGCUGAAAGCGCCAGAAAAGCCACAGAGGAGUGCUACUUUAAACCCCGCUGGACCUCUGAAUACCUCCAAACAAUCUGCAUUGAGUCCCAAGAGACCGAAGCCAAAUGAAACUGGGAAAUGUAGCUUGGAAGCAAAUGCGAUAGAGGAUGGCGAUGCCAUUCGAAAAGCCCUGACAGAGAGGCCUCAAUUACUUAACCCGUCAACUUUCCCGGACACUACAGAUGAUUUGACAAUACGAGAAGUUCUUAAUGCUCGACCUACAAUAAUGAAGCAAAUGAGACCACACAAAGAUGCUCCCUCUCAUGAACCAGGAUCAUUCUAUAACCAAGGUUUUCAAGAUGAGUACAACCGAUUCUCAUCGGCACCGGGACGGUCGUUAUCUUGGUCAAAGGAGGUGCACACGUACCCUGAUUAUCAUGGUCAGUUUAGACCUGCGCAACGAAACAAGUUAAUGUCGCGUUUCGGCCAAUAUCCUCAUGAAGGCUCAUUUUAUGGCCGUGGAAAUUACAGCUUUCCUGAUGAGACAAAUCCUCGCCUUUCCAACAGAAAUGAAACGAUUCGAUCCGACUUUGAUGAUGUUUCCUUAUAUGAGAGGCAAAGGAGGGUUCGGUUUUAAUUUGAUUGCUAUCUGAAUACAAAAAUGGGUUUGUAAUAUUUUCCAAG
This is a messenger RNA of Tigriopus californicus, 1444 nucleotides long. RefSeq lists its product as uncharacterized. The coding region runs from base 267 to 1397 and encodes 376 amino acids. The transcript is spliced from 3 exons. The record is from RefSeq and is a predicted model, not a curated record. NCBI's taxonomy places the organism in Eukaryota, Metazoa, Arthropoda, Copepoda, Harpacticoida, Harpacticidae.